Euleptes europaea (tarantolino) is the source of this 1313-nucleotide messenger RNA. RefSeq names its product platelet-derived growth factor receptor-like protein. The record is from RefSeq and is a predicted model, not a curated record. Lineage: Eukaryota; Metazoa; Chordata; Lepidosauria; Squamata; Sphaerodactylidae. The transcript is spliced from 6 exons. Bases 33 to 1307 code for a protein of 424 amino acids.
GUGAGAUUUCUUCCAACCUACGAAGGCAGCAGAUGAACGAGCCCUUUGCACCUUGGGAACUGGCUGCAGAGAUACACACUUUGCUUCUGGAUUGUUCCAGCAUGAAUUCCAAGCUACUGGUUGUUUUGAGUGGCUGCCUUCUUCUCUUUGUCUUUGCUGAGUGCCAAAAAGAAAAGACCUCCAAAGCUAUAGAGAAGAGAGUCAUGAAGGAGUCAAAACCCAGAGAGUCCAAACUUUCCAAAGCGACUAGUCAAAAGGUAAAACAAGGAACACUGAAACUACUCGAGAAGAAAGGUCGAGUCAAACCCACCAUCGCUUCCAGUCAGGGACUGCAGUCUACAUCCAUUCUGACUCGCAUGGUGACAAAGGGGCAGUUCCAGAAGGUUCCUGAGACCUUGGUGCUAAGAGUGGGGCAAACCCUGGACCUGCGCUGUAAAGGAAAGUCUGUCAAAUGGAGAUACCCAGUCUACCUCGAGGAAGAUGAUGAGAGACGUCUCCGAAUCAAAAACUUCGAAAGGCACAGUCAGCUAAUUGUUGCCAACUCCACUGCUGCUGACACUGGCGAAUACAGCUGCUGGUCCUUGCAAUGCCUGGAUAAUGAGUGUCGUGAUGGGGAGAACCGGAUGGGCAAAACAUUCAUCUUCUUCACAGACCCCCAGGAGCUAUUUGUGCCCACAGAAGAUUACUAUGAAGUGAUACAACUGCGCACCAACCACCCCACCCUUCUACCCUGCCAGGUGACCAACCCCCUUGCCAAAGUUACAUUGCACAGGGAAUUUCCACCUGAGAAGGUUGCCGUGGAUGGGAUAGACAUCUCUUUUGACGUGAAGAAAGGGUUCACGAUCCACCGCCCUCAGCCGUCCCUGGCGGGCUCCCUCUUCUGCAUGGCAAACAUGAACGGAUUGAGGCAGAUCUCUACCAAAUACAUGCUGAUUUAUGUGAACUAUCCCUCCUCGGUUCCCAAACCAGCUAUCAGACCCUCAGUAGCGUCUAUUCAGGCUGGAGACAAUUUUAAUGUUACUUGCACAGUGUUUGGGGAACCGGAAAUUGCUGUAGAUUUCACUUGGGAAUAUCCAGGACAACAAAUUGGUAGACCACCGUAUGUCCAUGAACGCGCAGACUUGGUAAGACGUGGGGGGCAGGUGCACCAAGAGUCCGAGAGCAUCCUCUACAUUGACGAAGCCCGUGCUGUCGAUGAUGGGUUAUACACUUGCAUUGCCGAAAAUCUGCAGGGCACCUCCAGAGUAUCUACUCGUGUCCGCAUGCUCCCAGCCAUACCAGCUCCCAAGAAGGCAAAGUCUGGGUAACCGCGC